Molecule: messenger RNA, 687 nt
Organism: Helobdella robusta
Lineage: Eukaryota; Metazoa; Annelida; Clitellata; Rhynchobdellida; Glossiphoniidae
Exons: 5
Coding region: 1-687 (228 amino acids)
Molecular function (GO): protein binding
Source: RefSeq, a predicted model, not a curated record
AUGCCACCUCCAUUUAUUGGUUUCACUAAUUUAAAAAAUGUUAAUGCAGAUUUGAGGCUCCCGCCACCAAGUGACCUAGCAGUCUACAAGACACGCCUUGGCUUGAACAUAACGUGGUCAUUUAACGACCAAUCAAAAUCACUCAUCAGCCACCUGACAAUUUGUUACCGCUCCUCUGGUGCAUGGUCCAAAUUAGCCAGCACCUUCAACUCCAAUCAAUUUUUUUUUCUUUGGACCGAAUACGCCAAGAGUGCCACGUAUCAAUUUCUUGCUUAUGCUCAUUCUGUUAACGGGAAAGUUAGCAACGUGAGCAACAUCGUCACUUUCGACGCGGCAGGUGCGUACGUUGUCUUCCUUCCGCUCUUAUCGUAUAUAUUCUGGGUGGUUGAAAUGAUUGAGUUGUUAAAUAAAGAAAGUUUGGAAGGAAGGAAGAAAGAGCAGCAUUCUGUUUCAUCUUCGAACUUCUUCACGUACACCAUGUACACAAUGAUGGCUGGCGUUCUGUGCGUGGUCGGUCUCUCGCUGGUCAUCUUCAUCAUGCUACUGAGCACACAUCGCAAGAAGAAGAGGAGGAGGAAGCAAAACAGAUACGGUCGUUUAUACAAUAAAUUAUGUGAUAGCUCAUCAAACAUAAUUUGUUUUAAAAUCUACAGUAGAGAUACAACAGACUGUUUUACAGAACUGUGA